AUGGCAAGCAUGCAGGGCUCGCCUAGCGCCGGCAGCAGAACACCUUCGUUGGCAACGCCAAGCGGGACCGACUGUCCUUACAAGAAGAAUCCCGGUGGGGUUCCGAUGGGGGUCAUGUGGUGGAUCAACCAGGUUCCAGGCCUCGGGAUUGAGCGCCGGUUCAGCCUAAAGGACGCUGAGGAGUCCGACAACCUGCUUACCUGCAUCGAGGACGGUGACAUAGAAGACCUUCAUCGCUUGUUGUCAGACCUUCCGGGGGGUGAAACGUCCGUCCUCACUACCCCCAGUCUUCUCGCCAAGCACAAGAUGCGUACGCCGCUCAUGGCCGCGGCCGCAACGGGAGACUUAGCGACGUGUACGGCAACGCUACAAGCUCUCAACCAGCAGUACUCCAACAAGCUUGCGAGGGAAUCGGAGAUGAGGACACAACUGACGAAUCGAGACCGGGAGGGGAUGACCGCACUGAUGCUGGCGGCGCGGAGCUCCAGCGUAGCCGUGCUCGGCGAGCUCUUGACGGAGAUCUACAACACGGAGGCGCUGGCGACCCUCGAACUACACGAUCACAAACACAUGACGUUGCUGAUGCACGCAGCCAGCAACGGCCCUGCCCCAAUAUUCCAGGAGGCUCAGCAGGCUAUGCGCAAAGCCUUCGGAGGCGACGAGGACCUGAGAGAAAUGAUGGUCGAGCGCGAUUCGGACGGACUAAACCUGCUCAUGCACGCGGCCUCCUGCUGCGCUCCCGCCUCCGCCCUCGUCCCCGCGGAGACCCCGCCAGUCGACCCCGACUCAAGCCACAAGAAGGAUGGGGGCCCCGCAGAGAGCAGCAGAAGCAAGGGUACAGCCUCGAAAACGGCGCUGACAGGAGGAGGCACGUCGCCCGCAGACGCCAGCAGCGGCGCGGUUGCAGGCGAUGCCGCAAAGGACAAGAAGACUGCGGUCGAGAAGACGGUCGAGGCCGACACCAAGGAGGAAAAGGGCGUCAACAAGCGCGAUGCCGUCGUGGUGCCGGUGUUCAAGGUAGCUGUUCGCCUUGUGACACGAUGCCUCUGGACCGACGAGGUCUUGCAGCAGCUGAAGGCGGUGGAUCUGUGGGGGAGAAGCGUCCUGACGCACGCCCUGCUGUCGGGCCACGAGAUGAUGUUCGAAGCCGCCUACGGGGCGGUCCGCGACGUUCUCCAGGACGAGCUGGUGAGCGAGAUGAUGGAGACCAACGAGGGGGAAAGGGAGGACACUCCUAUGAUCGACGCCCUGGCUCGAGGGAACACGGACAUGCGCAAGUUGUACGCCCUCCGAGCAGGUCAACUUAAGAAGGACGUGGACGCCAGGUCAAAAUUGAGCACAAUGGACGCGAAAAUCGAAGGAUUCAUCCCCGGGAAGCUGGUCGUCAUGUUCCAGCUCCUCCUGCCACAGAUAGCAGAGGGGAGGCAACUGAUUCUGCUCUACAUCAUGUGCGCGUUGGCCCCCCUCGUGAAGCUUGCGACGACUGGAUCCGUCGAUGAUUCCGAUUCGAAGCAUACUGGUGUAAAGGCGAGGUCGAACAAGCUCAGCGUGCUCCUAGGGGCCCCGGCGAUGUUCUUUUGGGGGGUAGGCACCAGCACUGUGGGGCAAACCGCGCUGGGAUGGAGCUCUUCCCUGAGCGCAACCUCUAUGGCGGCCGCGACGUUAGCAAUUCCUGCUGUGGACUCCUUCUUCAACAGCAGGAAAGCUUCCGCCAUUGGUGACAAGGCAAGACUUUGCUCUGAUGAAACUUGA
Molecule: messenger RNA, 1752 nt
Organism: Ectocarpus siliculosus
Lineage: Eukaryota; Phaeophyceae; Ectocarpales; Ectocarpaceae
Source: the annotation of a GenBank genome assembly